GUUUCAAAAUCGCUUCAUUCCCUUCCCUCUUCAUUUUCCUUUUCAUCUCUCUUAACACACUCACUCUCUUUCAAUUUCUCGAUUAGGGCAUCGGCGUUUCCCCUACGAGAUGCCGCUAUUUAUCUCCGACGAGGAGUUUUCGCGGUGCUCCGGCGACACCACCGCCGUCGCCGCCAAGGCGGACUCCUACAUCCGCAGCCUCCUCCUCGAACUCGACACCGUCCGCGCCAAAGCUGACGCCUCCGACAUCAACGCCGAGCAGAACUGCUCUCUCAUCGAGCAGAAGUAUCUCUCUCUCGCCGCCGAAUUCUCCAAGCUCGAGUCGCAUGUUUCCGACCUCCAAUCGUCUCUCGAUCAGCGCCAACGAGAACUCUCCGAUGUGCAGUCGCAGAAUCACCAAUUUCAGCUGCAACUGGUUGAGAAGGAUAGGGAGAUUGAGAGGUUGAAGACGGAGGUGAACGAGCUGCAUAAGGCGAAGAGACAGUUGAUUGAAUUGAACGAGCAGAAGGAUUCGGAGCAUAGCGAGAAGAGCGCUACCAUCAAGAGCUAUCUUGAUAAAUUUAUUCGUUUGUCGGAAAAUGCUGCGCUUAAGGAAGCACGAUUAACUGAAGCUGAGGCCGAAUUGGUGCGGUCGCGUGCUGCUUGUGCUCGCCUUGAACAGGAGAAGGAGAUUGUUGAGAGGCAGAAUGCUUGGCUUAACGAGGAGUUAACGGCUAAAGUUAACAGUUUCAAUGAGCUGCGCAAGAGACAUACUGAAUUGGAUACUGAUUUGACUUCCAAGCUUGCAGAUGUAGAGAGACAAUUCAGUGAAUGCUCUAAAUCUUUAGAGUGGAAUAAGGGUAGAGUGAAGGAGCUGGAAAUAAAGCUUAAAUCUAUGCAAGAGGAAUUAAUUACAGCUAAAGAUGCAGCUGCAGCCAAUGAAGAGCGAUUCUCUGCUGAGAUCUCCACUGUCAAUAAGCUUAAUGAGCUCUAUAAAGAGAGUUCGGAGGAGUGGUCUAGAAAAGCAGCGGACCUUGAGGGUGGGGUAAAAGCUAUGGAGUCAUACCUAAAGCAAGUUGAAGAUGAUUAUAAAGAGAAACUUGAGAAGGAAUCAUCUGCUAGAAAGCAGGUUGAAAAGGAGGCUGCUGAUUUGAAAGAAAAGCUUGAGAAGUUUGAAGCAGAAAUUGAGGCAAGCAAGAAGAGUAAUGAACUAAUUAAUCUUCCACUCAGCAGUUUCUCUACUGAACCGUUGCUGACAUCUAUUGUAGCUGAUGGCAUGGUUGAGGAAAAUAACAUGCUAGUGCCAAAAAUUCCUUUUGGUGUUUCCGGAACAGCAUUAGCCGCUUCACUUCUGCGAGAUGGAUGGAGUUUGGCAAAAAUGUAUGCAAAAUACCAAGAGGCUGUUGAUGCAUUUAGACAUGAACAAUUGGGAAGGAAGGAGUCAGAGGCAAUAUUGCAACGGGUUCUAUACGAGUUAGAGGAGAAAGCAGAAGCUAUAAUAGAUGAAAGAGUGGAACAUGAAAAGAUGGUUGACACAUACUCCUUGAUGAGCCAAAAAUUGCAAAACUCCCUCAAUGAUAAUUCAAACUUGGAGAAAACCAUUCAAGAACUGAAGGCUGACCUCAAACGGCAUGAACGAGAAUACAAUCUUGCACAGAAAGAAAAUGACGACCUUCGUAAACAGGUCACAGUACUUUUGAAGGAAUGCCGAGACAUACAACUUCGUUCUGGGUCAAAUGGUAAUGAUGUUGUUGAUGUUGCAUCAAAUAUUGCUUUAAGGACAAGUAGAGGGACCGAACCUGAAGAUGUCAUAUCAGACCACAUUUUAACCUUCAAGGACAUAAAUGGAUUAGUUGAGCAGAAUGUCCAACUCAGAAGCCUUGUACGCAGUCUUUCUGGCCAAAUUGAAAAUCAGGAGGUGGAAUACAAGGAGAAGCUUGAAAUGGAGCUAAAAAAACAUACUGAAGAAGCUGGUUCUAAAGUCGCAGCUGUUCUUCAGAGAGCAGAAGAACAAGGGAACAUGAUUGAAUCACUUCAUGCAUCUGUUGCGAUGUAUAAGAGGUUGUAUGAGGAGGAGCAUAGUCUUCAUCUGUCUCAUGCACAUUCUUCAGAAGCUCUUGCAGCUGUUUCAGAAGUUAGAAGAAACAAUCUUAAGACUUCAAUUGAAAGUUCACAGGAAAUUGCAAAGAAAUCCCUGGAAAAAGCUGCUGAGCGUGUAAGAUCCCUUGAGGAUGAUUUAGCAAAGUCUAGGAGUGAGAUUAUUGUCUUACGAACAGAACGUGACAAGAUAUUGCUUGAAGCAAAUUUCGCUAGAGAGAGGCUUGAUAGCUCCAUGAAGGAAAUUGAACACCAGAAAGCUGAAGCAAAAGGAAUCCUAGCAAGAAAUGUAGAGUUUUCCCAGCUAAUUGUUGACUACCAACGCAAGUUGCGUGAAAGCUCUGAUUCCCUUAAUGCUGCUGAGGAGUUGACUCGGAAACUUUCUAUGGAGUUGUCAAUUUUAAAGCAUGAAAAGGAAGUCAUAUCAAAUGCUGAAAAGAGAGCUUCUGAUGAGGUUCGCAGUUUAUCUGAAAGGGUGCAGAGCUUGCAGGCUAGUUUGAGUACCAUACAGAGUGCCGAGGAAGUUCGAGAGGAAGCAAGAGCUGCUGAGAAGGUAAAACAAGAAGAAUAUAUAAAGAAAUUGGAGAGGGAAUGGGCUGAGGCCAAGAAAGAGUUACAGGACGAGCGUGAAAAUGUGCAGAGACUCACACUAGACCGGGAGCAGGCCAUGAAAAAUUAUAUGAGACAGGUUGAGGAUACACAUAAAGAGUUAGCUAAUGCAUUGAGCGCAGUUGCAUCUGCUGAAUCUAGAGCUUCUGUUGCAGAGGUAAAGCUUUCCAGCCUUCAAAGAAAAAUGGGUCCCUCAAAUGAAAAGCUUGUCGAAGUCGAUGGUGUGAGUGGACCUUCCACUUUAUCCAGUGAUGAGGUUGUUGCUGAGUUGCAAACCGCAAAGGAGGAGAUUGAAAAACUUAAAGAGGAGGCGCAAGCUAACAAAGCUCAUAUGCUGCAGUAUAAGAGCAUUGCUGAGGUGAAUGAAGAUGCAAUGAAACAGAUAGAAAUUGCUCAUGAUAAUUACAAGAUAGAGGUUGACAAUGCAAAAAAGGCACUAGAACUUGAAGUUCAUGCACUUAGAGAGAAGGUUUCAGAGCUCGAAAAUGAAUCAAGUUUGAAAUUUGAAGAAGUGGCAUCUGCAACUGCAGGAAAAGAAGAGGCUCUUACAUCUGCGCUGGCUGAAAUCUCAAAUCUCAAAGAAGAAAUCUUAAACAGAUGUUCUCAAAUUUCAGCAAUGGAACUUCAGAUCUCUGAUUUAAAAGAACAGCUGGACAAGGAGCACCAGAAAUGGCGUGCUGCUCAAACCAAUUACGAAAGACAGGUUAUUCUCCAAUCUGAAACAAUUCAGGAGUUGACAAAAACAUCGGAAGCGCUAGCUUUGCUGCAGGAGGAGGCAUCUAAACUACGUACAUUAGCUGAUGCUCAGAAAAUUGAAAAUAGGGAAUUAAAGGCCAAGUGGGAAGAGGAGAAGGCAGGUCUUGAGAGGUCCAAGAAUGAUGCUGAGAAGAAAUAUGAUGAAAUCAAUGAACAGAAUAAAAUACUACAUAGCCAACUUGAGGCUUUGCAUAUUCAAUGGGCUGAGAAGGAGCGUAAUGCAGCUGGAAUUUCAUCUGGAAGUAGCAGUGCAGAUACAUUUAGUGAUGCUGGCCUUCAAAAUGUUAUUAGUUAUCUCCGACGUUCAAAAGAAAUUGCAGUAACAGAAGUUUCGUUGUUAAAGCAGGAAAAAUUGCGAUUACAAUCUCAACUUGAGAGUGCUUUGAAGGCAUCAGAGUCUGCGCAUGCAUCUCUAGAAGCUGAGCGUGCAAAAUCAAGAUCAUUUUUGUUUUCUGAAGAAGAGUUCAAAUCAUUGCAGCUUCAGCUCAGGGAAAUAAACUUGCUUCGCGAGAGUAAUGUGCAGCUCAGGGAAGAAAAUAAGUACAAUUUUGAGGAGUGUCAGAAAUUGCGUGAAGUAGCACAGAAAGCAAGAGUUGAGACAGAGAAUCUAGAGAAUCUUCUAAGGGAAAGAGAAAUUUUGCUGGAAAGUCACAAUAAAGAAAUUGAAACACUAAAAUUGGAAAAAGAUAAUCUCAAUUACAAGGUUACUGAGUUGCUUGAAAGGUGUAAAAAUGUUGACGUGGAGGAUUAUGAUCGAGUGAAGAAACUUGUUAGAGAUUUGCAGGAUAAAUUGAGAGAUAGGGAUGCUCAGAUUGAGGAAACUGCUAAAGUUCUUUCAGAAAAGCAGGAUUCUGUUUCACGUCUAGAGCAAGACCUUUCCAAUUGCAGAUCAGAGCUUAUGGAGAGGGAGAAAAGAAUUAACGACAUUCUGCAUACUGAGGCUAACCUAAAACAGGAUACGGAGAAGCAUAGGAAAUUGCUGGCUCAGUUUAAGAAGAAGAUAGAUGCUUUGUCAAGGGAAAAGGAAGACCUAGUUAAAGAAAAUCAGCAACUUUCUAAACAAUUGGAUGAAAUUAAAGGUAAAAGGUUGACAAGUGAUACAACUGCUGAACAAGCAAUGAAGGAGGAAAUGGACACCAGAAUACAGACUCUGGAAAAAACAGUGGCAAGACUAAGAGAUGAAGUAAAGAAGGAGAGGGAAGACAAGAAUAUGGAGAGAAACAGGAGAUUGAAGACUGAAAAGGCCAUAAAAGACUCUUACAACAAUGUUGAGCAGGAGAAAAAACAGUUUAUUAAUGAACUUGAGAGGCAUAAGGAAGCUCUGAAGCGGUUAUCAGAUGAAGUGGAAAAACUUAAGAUUGUUGUUGGCAAUCUUCCCGAGGGAUCCGAUGUAGCCCAACUUCUUUCUGGACCCAAUGUCGAUGACUUCUCUGCUAUUUAUAUGUCCGCUGUUGAAAAUUUUGAAAAGGUAGCUCAAUCAGUAAUUAGCGAGUUUGGAGGCCGUGGCAAUCUUGGAGAUGCAACAGCAACUACAGAUGGUUCAGCAGCUGCUACAGGUUCUGUGGUCCAUGCUCAAUCUCAAAGCAUUAUACCCUUGGCGGCCUCUGGAACAAGCAACUUACCACCUAAAGCCACUGGGGAAAGUGAGAAAAGACUUGCAUUGCCUAAAUCUGUUGUUGAAACUCGUAAGGCAGGUAGGAGGUUGGUCAGGCCACGACUUGUAAAACAGGAUGAGCCACAAGGUGAUGUAGAAAUGUCUGAAACUGAAGGGCUAGGGGGCAAACCUGGGCCUUCUAGUGACACAGAAACACAAAGCAAUUUGGCUCUAUCAUCUCAACCAUUGGCUCGUAAACGUGUUGCUCCUACCUCCACUUCUGAACUACUUGAAGAAUCUGUAGCUCCUGGUGACAAGAGCUCUGAACCUUUGGUAAAGAAGUCUAGAGGAGUAGAGUCCCAAGAAGAGACUGGCGAAGAACCACCUGCUGCAACUUCAGAAUUUAGUGGCAGUCACCCAGCAACUGAAGAAUCAUUUGAAAGUGGGGAGCUGCCUCAAGGCCAAAAUGAGGAACUCGGUGAUGCUCAAAAUGAUGACGGUGAGACUGCUGUUAGUAAAGAUGAGGAGUCGAAAGAUCCGCAACAGUUCGAUGGUACUACGAGUCAAGAGGAAUUACAAGGUGACAAGACUGGAAUUUCAGAAGAGAAUCCAGAUCAAUCCGCUGAAGCAAAAAUACUCUCUGAUGAGAUGCAGAUGGAUCACCCUGAGCCAGACAACCAGCAGCCGGGUAGUGACAGAGAGGAGGGAGAAAUGUUGCCAGAGACCGGAGAUUCUGAAGGUGAACCCCAAGAAUCUCGGGAAGGUCCAUCUGACCCUGUUGCAUCCCCUGAACCUUCCCCGGCUAGGGUUGAUGAUGAAGGUUUAGAGGCUGGUGAGAUCAAUUCUCCUGAUCUGUCGAGUGAGGAUAAGAAUGAUGAGGGUGACUUGGUUGAGGAGGCAGCUGAUGGUUCGGAUAAGUUAAUUGAUGUUAACGAAACUACAUCAGUUGAGAGUGAUCCGGUGGCUGAGCCUGCGCCUGUUGCGAGUGAGAGUACUUUGACGAGUGGUGCUGCUGAAAGUAGCUCCUCCAAAUCAAACUUACCUGUUCCAAAGCAAGGGACCACCGGUACACCCUCUGAAACUGGAGAGUCAAGGCAGGCAUCACCAAUUAAUCCAUCAACGACAAUAAACUUACAAGAGCGAGCCCGGCAGAGGGCUCAAUUGAGACAGGCAGGACAGGAAAGGGCGACUUCUGCCACUCCUAGAGGUCGUGGAAGACCUAAUAUCCGUGGCGGUCGAAUUGUUCGAGGUCGUGGUGGACGGCGUCCGCCGCCUCAUGCUGAUGCUUGAAUCCACAAAUUCACCGUCUGCAUCCGACCAUUAGGGAAAUAAUUUGACUUGGCUUUUACUUUUUAAGUUCCCCUAGUCUGAAUAUAGACCAUGAGUAGGUGUAUAUGCGCGAUCCUGUAAAUACAAUUUUACUUUACACUCAUUUCUAUUUUCUAUCUAAUUUUGCCUUCAUUUUCAUUAUGACAUGUCAAAGGAAAGGCGAUUGUUUGUUCAUUCCAUGGAUGUUCUCCAUCUAGGGGGUAAAAAAGUAAUAACUUUAAUUUAUUCUAUCUCAUAGAACUACGGAUGGAAGUGUGGAAUCUUUUAUCUCUGAAUUGUGAGAUUUGUAUUCAUUCCAUGGAAUGAGAUAAAACAUUAUUGAUUUGCUGAA
Lotus japonicus is the source of this 6695-nucleotide messenger RNA. Its product is annotated as nuclear-pore anchor-like. Lineage: Eukaryota; Viridiplantae; Streptophyta; Magnoliopsida; Fabales; Fabaceae. Gene Ontology annotation, cellular component: nuclear pore. The coding region runs from base 110 to 6325 and encodes 2071 amino acids. The record is from RefSeq and is a predicted model, not a curated record. Gene Ontology annotation, biological process: mRNA export from nucleus; protein import into nucleus. Gene Ontology annotation, molecular function: structural constituent of nuclear pore. The transcript is spliced from 48 exons.